AGUCAUCGUUCAGUCUCAGCAGCAGCAGCAGCAGUGCGCACACAACAUUCGCCGGCGCUUGUAGUUCCAAUAAAGAGACACGUGAGUUACUUUAGUCUCUUCUACAAGACAAGGACCAAACGAAUAUGAGCCAGGAUCUGCAAGGAUUUUAACCUCUUUAUUCACAAAGAAGAAAUCCGUUUAUCACCCUUCUCCUCCGGACUUCUCUUGUAGGCUACUCUGCCGAAGAACUAAGUUUGUCCUGAACAUAGAAGGGAUGCUGCAUGUUUCCGAGCCACACUUGCACUCCGAGGGAACGUAAAAGUACUUUAUUUGAUGCAAGUUGACGGCUAUACUUUUCUAAGGAACGAUUUCGGUGACUAUUACGCACUCGUGUUGGAGCGGUACGCGUUUGAGCGCGCAUCACAAAGUAGAUCCUUUCUGCUGAUUGAAGGCUGCGUUUGGGAGCGCUGCAUAAAAUGAUCCCAACGGGCGACGUGUUAUGUCGCAUCUCGUCUGAUGUUUGACACAUUUGAAGAGAAGGAAACUGGAGGUGGACAUUCAAAAAUCUGCCAAAGCCAAAUAAUCCACACCACCCGAACCUUCUUCGUUUUCUUUACUGGAGUCCGAACAACGACACCGCCGGCCAGAUGCAGUUUCGACUCUUCUCUUUUGCCCUGAUCAUAUUGAACUGUAUGGAGUACAGCAACUGUCAGGCGCCGUCGCACCGCUGGAGAAGAAACAAAAGAGCGAGCUAUGGAGCGUAUCCAAUCUGUAAAGGCUGCUCGGUGUGCUCCAGAGACAACGGCUGUGUAAACUGCCAGCCCAAACUCUUCCUGUUCCUGCACCGUGAGAGGAUGAGGCAGUAUGGGGAGUGUCUGCAACACUGUCCAGCCGGGUACUAUGGCAUGAGGAGCCCAGACGUCAACAUGUGCUCCAGGUGCAGGAUAGAGAACUGCGAGUCCUGCUUCAGUAAAGACUUUUGCACCAAGUGUAAAGCUGGUUUUUACCUGCACAAAGCCCGCUGCUACGAAAAGUGCCCUGAGGGUUUCGCCCCACUCGAGGACACCAUGGAGUGUGGAGAGGGCUGUGAGGUGGGCCAGUGGAGCGAGUGGGGAACGUGCACCAGGAGAAACAAAACGUGCGGGUACAAAUGGGGUCUGGAGACACGGACACGGCACAUUGUAAAGAAACCUCCCAAGGACACGAUACCCUGUCCCACCAUCGCCGAGUCCCGGAUUUGCAAAAUGGCCAUGCGGCACUGCAGAAGAGGGGGCUCGGGGAAGCACCCGUCCAAAGAGGAAAAGAAGAAGAAGAAGAAGCAGAGACUGCGGUUUCGGGCUCACAACCAGCACACUGACCACUUGGCUGCAGUUCGCUCCAGUCAGUGAGCAGUGAACAACUACAGACUACCCAAAUACUAUAAAGAAGAACCAACGCAAAGCUGCUAGCCACUGCUGCACCCAUAUCCUGUCUGACCACAAGCCCCGCCUCCUGCCCUGGGCCACCCCACUGCCUAUAGGACACUAGGUCACUCCAGUAUUUAUCUCUAAUGUAGGAUAUCACUAAAAUGUGCUUCACGCUGCUUUGUCCAGUCGCAGUGACCAACCAGGUGACCUUCGUCCAAGCCCAUCCCCCUGUUCCAUCAUCUUGUCGUGGGCCUUUUACAUUGUCAUUAACCGUCCAAACGUGAUGAAAGGCAGAGACUGUGCAGGCUGUGGGAGAGAAGGUGGGCUGAGAUGAGGGCGAGGAGGAUGACAAACAAGAUGGCGGAUGAAAGGGUAACCAGAGAUUUGGCUAAACAAGAGCGAUGCUAAAGGACUGAAAAGGCAUCUCGAACUUAAAGAGACUUUUUAUUUAUGUCAAAGCUCACCUUCCCUGUAGACAACGGUGUGGAGACAGAGACCAUUCCCAUGUGAGGCCUUUUAUGUUAUGUACAUUUUUGAGAGAGUAAUAUUAAAAAUAAAAAAUUACCAUGCAUAGAUGCAAAGUAUUUUAUUCUCAGCACAAAUUGUUUACGUUCUGACCGCUUUAUGCUCUAACUGUAUAGUGUGGAUAAAAAAGAAUUUAGUUGUCCGACUAGCAUGGCAUAAACAUGACUUGUACAUAGUUUAUCUAAUAAUAAAAGCUUAUUACUGUAUUUUCAGUAUUGACCAUUUCACCGUUCUAAAUGUUUUAGAGAUAACAAAAAAGGUUGUAAUACCAAGCUACAGAUUAAAAAUGUUAAAAAAUAUAACCGCCACAUAACUAUUCCAUUUAUAUGGUAUAUAUUUGAUUUAUUUAUUAAUUCUAUUCUAUUUUGUACUUUUUUGUUCAGUGAAAGUUUUGCCUCAUGCUGUUACUCUUAUAUGCUGAAAUAUUCGUUGACUUCCUUAUACCAGUGCAUAUCUUUAACAAGUCUGACGUCACAGUGAGUGAUUUAUUUGACCUCAUCUACUGAUUUCAAUGUGUUGAAGAGUUAAAAAUAAGACAGACUUAUUCAUGUUCUAGGUUUAAAAAUUAGGAUUGAGUAAAUGUAUGGUCAUAGGACUGCAUAUGUGU
Periophthalmus magnuspinnatus is the source of this 2520-nucleotide messenger RNA. It is a transcript of the gene rspo2, whose product is annotated as R-spondin 2. The record is from RefSeq and is a predicted model, not a curated record. Lineage: Eukaryota; Metazoa; Chordata; Actinopteri; Gobiiformes; Gobiidae. The coding region runs from base 630 to 1370 and encodes 246 amino acids. The transcript is spliced from 6 exons.